AUGGAAGAAAGGAACGCAUUUUAUGAAAAAAUGGAUAAAUAUUAUAAAUUUAAAUCUACAAAUUUAAAUUUUGUUCAUUUUCAAAAAAAUAGUUCAUUUCACCGAACAAUUGGACGUAGCCCUUAUAAAGCUUUAUUUGGGAAUGACCCAAACAUUAGACUAAGGACAUCAAAUUUGCCAUCUGAUCUUUUAAAAAAAUUAAUAACAGAAGAAGACCUCAAACAUAUAUCUCAAAUAAAGAAAAUUAAAAAACGUUCGAUUGCCUGCAGUAUUUGUAAAGCUAAAAAUAAUGAAAUUAUUUGUCAAUUAUGCAAUUCAAGUAAAAAAAAUACAAAUUCGUCGUGA
Molecule: messenger RNA, 345 nt
Organism: Cinara cedri
Lineage: Eukaryota; Metazoa; Arthropoda; Insecta; Hemiptera; Aphididae
Source: the annotation of a GenBank genome assembly